GCCAAAGGUGGAUUUUAAGAGAAACCUAAAAGUUGUGUCUGGCAAAGAUCACCUGAUUCCAGCCAACAUGGAUAGAAGACCCACCUGUGACCAGUGUGGGAAGACUUUCAUCACUAUGAGUAGCCUUAAGAAACACCUACGCAGCCACAGUGGAGAAAGACCAUAUGAGUGUGACCAGUGUGGGAUGACUUUCACCCGAAUAAGUAACCUUCAUACACACCAACGGAUCCACAGAGAAGAAAGACCAUAUGACUGUAACCAGUGUGGGAAGACUUUCACCCAAAUAAGUAACCUUCAUGUACACCAACGCAUUCACAAUGGAGAAAGACCAUAUGACUGUAAACAGUGUGGGAAGACUUUCACCCAGACGACUAAACUUAAGAUACACCUACGUGUCCACAGUGGAGAAAGACCAUAUGACUGUUACAAUUGUGGGAAAACUUUUACCCAGAUGAGGGCCCUUAAGGCACACCUACGCAUCCACAGUGGAGAAAGCCCAUAUGACUGUGAACAGUGUGGGAAAACUUUCACCCACAUGCAUCACUUGAAGUUACACCUACGCAUCCACAGUGGGGAAAGACCGUAUCACUGUGAACAGUGUGGGAAAACUUUCACCCAGAUGGGUACCCUUAAGACACACCUACGCGUCCACAGUGGACAAAAACCAUAUCACUGUGAACAAUGUGGGAAAAAUUUCACCCAGAUGAGUACCCUUAAGACACACCUACGCGUCCACAGUGGAGAAAGACCACAUCACUGUGACAAGUGUGGGAAAACUUACACCCAUAUAAAUGGACUUAAGGCACACCUACACAUCCACAGGGGAGAAACACACCGAAACAGUUUGAGUGUUACCAAUGUGAAGAAAGAUUCUUGCCACACUCUGCUCUCUACUACCAUCAACACAGAUGUGAAUCAUCGUCUGGACCAAACAGUACCUCGGCAUCGGAUGACAACUAGAAAUGCAGUGUCUGAACCAGCAGCACCGACUUCUUCUGACAAGAACAUUAAACUUAAAAACCUCCAGAUCUGGCUCCAUAGAGUCCAGAUGUGUUUCUCAGUGGCCCUCUACCGACAGUUGGACGAGGAGCUGACAGAUUCAACACAAGCAUUCUCCGCCGAGGACAAGAGACAAGACAACCCAAAGCAGCUGAUCAAAGGGCACCAUGGAGAAGAACUGUUAGUGCCUGAGAUCAGCACUGACCAUGGAAGACCACAGACCCAGGAAGACGCUCCAACGUCAGGACCCUCUCCCCAACAGAAGGAGUCUCCCCCAGCCCCAACAGGACACUCCCAACUUUCACUCCCCCAGACCCCACCCAGCCCCUCACUCUCUCCUCUGAGUCUGCCUCCGCAAUAUAUCCUGCAGUUUUUUGCAGCAGAGCCACAACCAGGAGGAGGAGAGUCCCACGGCAGAGUGAAGAAGUGUUCCACAGUCCGACUGGAUAGAACAGCACAGGAGGAAACUGUGGAGGGAGGGAGGGGGAAACCGGCAACGGAGAAGAGAAACAGAGGCAGCAGGUUAGAACUAUGGAGCACCCCCCCCCAGAAGAGGAGAAAGAAGCCAAAGGUGGAUUUUAAGAGAAACCUAAAAGUUGUGUCUGGCAAAGAUCACCUGAUUCCAGCCAACAUGGAUAGAAGACCCACCUGUGACCAGUGCGGGAAGACUUUCACCGCUAUGAGUAGCCUUAAGAGACACCUACGCAUCCACAGUGGAGAAAGACCAUAUGACUGUGACCAGUGUGGGAAGACUUUCACCCAAAUGAAUGACCUUAAGAUACACUUACGCAUCCACAGAGGAGAAAGACCAUAUUAUUGUGACCAGUGUGGGAAGACUUUCACCCGAAUAAGUAACCUUCAUGCACACCAACGGAUCCACAGAGGAGAAAGACCAUAUGACUGUGAACAGUGUGGGAAGACUUUCACCCAAAUAAGUAACCUUCAUGCACACCAACGUAUCCACAAUGGAGAAAGACCAUAUGACUGUGACCAGUGUGGGAAGACUUUCGUCCAAAUGAGUAACCUUAAGAGACACCUACGCAUCCACAGAGGAGAAAGACCAUAUGACUGUGACCAGUGUGGGAAGACUUUCACCAGAAUGAAUGACCUUAAGACACACUUACGCAUCCACAGAGGAGAAAGACCAUAUUAUUGUGACCAGUGUGGGAAGACAUUCACCCAAAUAAGUCACCUUCAGGCACACCAACGCAUCCACAAUGGAGAAAGACCAUAUUACUGUGACCAGUGUGGGAAGACUUUCACCCAGAUUGAUCACCUUAAGACACACCUACACAUCCACAGAGGAGAAAGACCAUAUUGUUGUGGCCAGUGUGGGAAGACUUUCACCAGAAUGAAUCGCCUUAAGAGACAUCUAUGCAUCCACAGAGGAGAAAGACCAUAUGACCGUGACCAGUGUGGGAAGACAUUUACCCAGCUGUCUGCCCUUCAGACACACCAACGCGUCCAUAGUGGAGAAAGACAAUAAAACUGUUACCAGUGUGGGAAGUCUUUCAGAGUCUUGUCUGCACUAUUUUCUCACCUUCAUGUUCACCACAAGAAGUUGAUGUACCCAUGUGAUAUGCACAUUGAUACUCUGGUCAUCCAACUUUGUGUCACCAACGGACCCAUACUGGAGAGAAACCUUACCAGUGCAGAUUUUAUGACAGAUCUUUUAUCACAGGUUCACAAUGUACCAAACAUGAAUGUGUCAAAAAUUUC
Molecule: messenger RNA, 2718 nt
Organism: Sphaeramia orbicularis (orbiculate cardinalfish)
Lineage: Eukaryota; Metazoa; Chordata; Actinopteri; Kurtiformes; Apogonidae
Product: zinc finger protein 431-like
Exons: 5
Coding region: 68-2485 (805 amino acids)
Biological process (GO): regulation of gene expression
Cellular component (GO): nucleus
Source: RefSeq, a predicted model, not a curated record